Messenger RNA from Gavialis gangeticus (Gharial), 5510 nucleotides. It is a transcript of the gene KCNT2, whose product is annotated as potassium sodium-activated channel subfamily T member 2. Gene Ontology annotation, biological process: potassium ion transport. The transcript has 30 exons. Gene Ontology annotation, molecular function: intracellular sodium-activated potassium channel activity. The coding region runs from base 304 to 3777 and encodes 1157 amino acids. Lineage: Eukaryota; Metazoa; Chordata; Crocodylia; Gavialidae. The record is from RefSeq and is a predicted model, not a curated record. Gene Ontology annotation, cellular component: membrane.
UCUUUGUUGUCAAGCCCGGCGGGCGGCGGGUGCCUGCGGCGCGGUCCUCGCCCCCUCUGCGGGCGGAGCGGUGCCCGCCAGGCUCAGCGCCCCCAGGGGCUCCCGCCAUCGCCGGGGACGCGGGGGGCUGAAGCGAUCGCUCCUCUCGGCCGCCGCGGAGCAUCCCUGCCCCUGCGCCUCUGCCCGUGGCUGUGCCAGCACUUUGCUCUUUCUGCCUGCGGAUCCCCCAGCGGGGCGGGGGAGGGAGAAAAGGACAGUGGGCUUUCUCCUGCAUCCCCCCCGCCAACCCCGCAGCUGGGCAGGAUGGUGGAUCUGGAGAGCGAGGUGCCUCCUCUGCCUCCCAGGUACCGGUUCCGGGAUCUGCUGCUGGGAGAUCAAGGCUGGCAGAACGACGACAGGGUACAAAUCGAAUUCUACAUGAAUGAAAAUACAUUUAAAGAGAGAUUAAAACUAUUCUUCAUCAAAAAUCAAAGAUCAAGUCUCAGAAUACGAUUGUUCAAUUUUUCUCUCAAGUUAUUAAGCUGUUUGCUAUAUAUAAUCCGAGUACUCCUGGAUGAUCCUACACAAGGAUAUGCAUGCAAGGAAUUAAACUGGGGUUGUUCAAGUCAAAACUAUACACCUGAAAAGAUUAAUUGGUCUCCUAUUAUUUGGGUGAACAGAAGCUUGCCGUUGUGGGGGUUACAGGUUUCAGUGGCUUUAAUAAGUCUGUUUGAAACAAUGCUCCUGAGCUAUCUGAGCUACAAGGGGAACAUCUGGGAACAAAUAUUGCGUAUACCCUUCCUCCUGGAAAUAAUCAAUGCUGUUCCCUUCAUCAUCACGAUUUUCUGGCCUGCUCUAAGAAACCUAUUUAUACCUGUGUUCUUAAAUUGCUGGCUUGCCAAACAUGCUUUGGAGAACAUGAUUAAUGAUCUCCAUAGAGCCAUCCAACGCACACAGUCUGCAAUGUUUAACCAAGUUCUUAUUUUAAUAUCCACCCUACUGUGUCUUAUCUUCACCUGUAUUUGUGGAAUUCAGCAUCUGGAGCGAGCAGGAAACAAGCUGACUCUCUUUGACUCCCUUUAUUUCUGCAUAGUGACAUUUUCCACUGUGGGCUUUGGGGAUGUUACACCCAAGAUAUGGCCUUCAAAACUGCUGGUUGUCAUUAUGAUCUGUGUUGCCCUUGUGGUGUUACCCAUACAGUUUGAACAGCUGGCUUAUUUGUGGAUGGAGAGGCAAAAGUCGGGUGGUAACUACAGUCGACACAGAGCUCAGACAGAGAAACAUGUUGUAUUGUGUGUCAGCUCUCUGAAGAUUGAUCUGCUUAUGGAUUUCUUAAAUGAGUUCUAUGCUCAUCCCAGACUGCAGGAUUAUUAUGUGGUUAUUUUGUGUCCAACUGAGAUGGAUGCUCAGGUCCGAAGGGUGUUGCAAAUCCCAAUGUGGUCCCAGAGGGUUAUCUAUCUGCAAGGUUCAGCACUGAAAGAUCAAGACCUGUUGAGAGCUAAAAUGGAUGAUGCCGAAGCCUGUUUCAUUCUGAGUAGCCGGUGUGAGGUGGACAGGACAGCAGCUGAUCAUCAAACAAUUUUAAGAGCAUGGGCAGUUAAAGACUUUGCUCCAAAUUGUCCGUUGUAUGUCCAAAUACUAAAACCUGAAAAUAAAUUCCACAUCAAGUUUGCAGAUCAUGUUGUAUGUGAAGAGGAGUUCAAAUAUGCUAUGCUAGCUUUAAAUUGCAUAUGCCCAGCUACUUCCACACUGAUCACUCUGCUUGUUCAUACUUCUAGAGGACAAACAGCACCAUGGGAAGCUUUUAGACAACUAACUGGAACCAAGCAGACUUUAACCAGGGAGGGCCAGCAAUCUCCAGAACAGUGGCAGAAAAUGUAUGGCAGAUGCUCUGGUAAUGAAGUGUAUCAUAUUAACCUGGAGGAGAGUACAUUUUUUGCUGAGUAUGAGGGGAAAAGCUUCACAUAUGCUUCUUUUCAUGCACAUAAAAAGUUUGGAGUCUGUUUGAUUGGUGUUAGGAGAGAAGAUAACAAAAAUAUUUUGCUGAAUCCAGGCCCUCGAUACACAAUGAGCUCUACAGAUAUAUGUUUUUAUAUAAAUAUCACCAAAGAAGAAAAUUCUGCUUUUAAGAAGCAGGAAGAAAAUAGAAAAAACAAUGAAUCAAAGGCAUGCUAUCAUGGACCUUCUAGGUUACCAGUACACAGUAUAAUUGCCAGUAUGGGAACUGUGGCUAUAGAUCUACAGGAUACAGGCUGUAGAUCUUCCAGUGGGCCUACACUAGCUCUUCCCUCAGAAGGAAGUAAAGGGGGGAGAAGACCUAGCAUAGCACCUGUCUUAGAGGUUGCAGACUCCUCUUCCCUUCAAACAUGUGACCUUUUAAGUGACCAGUCAGAAGAUGAAAUUACUCCAUCAGAUGAUGAAACUUCUGCAGGCUCAGAGUAUGCAAAAGGCUAUCCCCCUUACUCUCCUUAUAUUGGAAGUUCUCCCACAUUUUGCCAUCUGCUGCAUGAGAGAGUGCCAUUUUGUUGCCUCCGACUAGAUAAGGGGUGUCAACAUAACUACUAUGAAGAUGCCAAAGCCUAUGGAUUCAAAAAUAAAUUGAUUAUUGUUGCAGCAGAAACAGCUGGAAAUGGCUUAUACAAUUUUAUUGUUCCACUCAGAGCCUAUUAUAGACCAAAGAAAGAACUUAAUCCCAUAGUGUUACUACUCGAUAACCCCCUUGAUGAUUUGCUAAGAUGUGGGGUGACCUUUGCAGCCAAUAUGGUGGUUGUGGACAAGGAAAGUACAAUGAGCGCUGAAGAAGACUACAUGGCAGAUGCCAAAACUAUUGUAAAUGUUCAAACGCUAUUUAGGUUGUUUUCAAGUCUAAGCAUUAUCACCGAAUUAACUCACCCAGCCAAUAUGAGAUUCAUGCAGUUCAGAGCCAAAGACUGCUACUCUCUUGCUCUAUCCAAACUGGAAAAGAAAGAGCGAGAGAAAGGUUCUAAUCUUGCAUUUAUGUUUCGACUGCCUUUUGCUGCUGGAAGGGUUUUCAGCAUCAGUAUGUUGGACACACUGCUUUACCAGUCAUUUGUGAAGGAUUAUAUGAUCUCUAUCACAAGACUUCUGCUGGGACUUGAUACCACACCAGGAUCUGGGUUUCUUUGUUCUAUGAAAAUCACAGAAGAUGAUCUCUGGAUUAGGACAUACGCCAGGUUAUAUCAAAAGCUUUGUUCUUCUUCAGGCGAUAUUCCCAUUGGGAUCUAUAGAACUGAAUCUCAGAAACUUACCACAUCAGAGUCACGAGAAAUGGCUUCACAAUCUCAAAUCUCUAUCAGUGUUGAAGAAUGGGAAGACACCAAGGACACCAAAGAGCAAAUUAACUACCGCAGCAAUCAUCGUAACUCCACAUCCAGCGAUCAGUCAGAUCAUCCCCUGUUAAGACGAAAAAGCAUGCAGUGGGCCCGGAGGCUGAGCAGAAAAGUACCAAAGCACUCUGGCAAAACAGCAGAGAAAAUCAGCCAGCAGCGAAUGAACCUUUACAGGCGGUCUGAAAGACAGGAACUUGCAGAACUUGUCAAAAACAGAAUGAAGCACCUGGGGCUUUCUACUGCAGGAUAUGAUGAAAUGAAUGAUCAUCAGAACACUCUUUCUUACAUCCUGAUCAAUCCUUCCCCAGAUACAAGACUAGAGCUGAAUGAUGUUGUUUACUUGAUCCGACCUGAUCCACUGGCCUAUGUUCCAAAUACUGCACCUAGCCGAAAAAAUAGUUUCUGCAAUACAGUGGGACAAGACACCAGGGAAGAAACACAACUUUGAUAUACUACUGACCACACUGCUAAGAGACAUUUUUUUAUACAAGUAUAUUGUAUCCAGUAUACUGUAUGCUUUUUGAAAUCUAAUCAAAAUGGAAUGGCUUUAUUUUUUUCAUACCUUCUUGGGAUAAAAAAAAUGCUGAUUUUCAAGAAGCAGGCACAAUAUUCAAUUUUGGGAGCAAACGUACUCUGAACUCCAGCGAUUACCCAAUUUUUAAUAUGUUCAUCAUUUUGAAAAUGGAACUUUGUCACACAUUAACAAAGCAAUCCUGAAAACCUGUAUUAAAUUUUAACUGAACUAAUAUGAACAAUGACUUAAACAUUUAAGAAAACCUGUCAUCAUGGACCUCAUUACUACUUGUAAGUGAUUGUUUUUCUCAAAAAUGAUAGUGAGUCACUGAUUAGGCCUGUGAACCAUAGCCUGAAAGAGUGUUUAUUAUGAAAUAUCAAAUGCCUGUAGAUACUGAUAGAUACAUGAUGGUGUAUCUAAAAUCUGGAAAUAUUUGCAUUAUGAAGCGACUAAAAGUCCCAAUCAGGAAUCUGUAUCAGAAUCAUAAAAGCCAGAAUUCAGCCUCUAUGAUCAGUUUUCAGUUUCUCCUCUUUGGUCAACUAUUUGAGAACAGAUCAAUUUUAUAGUCCCAAUAUGUGGUCCUGCAGGAUGUAGCAGAUUAUUAGUUCUGUCGAAUUGCUGGUAGAAUAUUUUAUAUGAGACAUAAAGUACAUCUGAUAAGGGAUCUGCUCUAAAGGAUUAUCAGCUCUGGGAAGAUCAGUUGGAUGUUUUAGUUCUUCUGAACUUCUGCCUCAGCACGUGCAAAAAGUGGAGCAAUUUCUAAGAGCAUUGAUAACAAGAACCCUCUUUCUACAGAGACAGGAAUCAUUUUAGUUCAUAAGUCUGUGAAGAAAGCAUUCUAGACAAGUGCAAAGGAAUAAAGGUGUUAUCUACAUGAGUAAGCAGACACAGAAAGAGCUAGGUUGGAUAAUAAUGCUUUUUAUCUACUUGGAAUCUGAAUAGAAUUGUGCUGGUAGUUUUAAAGUCCUGCUAACAUAUCUCAGAUAACAAAUGCCUCCAUCUCUUUGAAAGUCAUAAGUUCCAAAUAUCCAACUCAGUACAUUUCCCUCAAAAACAUAGUUUUGUGUAUUUUCAAUAUAAAGUUAUGCAGCAUGUUGAAAAUUAAAGAUUUAGCAGAAAUGUAAAAUAAAAAAAUCAGCGAAGUAUCACAUUAAAUAGUGGGGGAUGCAAGACUAAUUGCACUGUUCAGUUUUAUAUUUAAGACAAGGAAAGUUCUUAACUAGUGUAUAAUUAUUUGAAGGUACUGUAGAAUCUCUAUUUUGCUGAGACUGAUGUACCACAGAAUAUAGAGCCUGUGUUGCAGAAUUUUUGUCAAGCUUCUUAUGAAACAGAGCAGGCUUUGCAUAUGGUCUUCCAAAGUUACAUUCUUGCUUUUGCAUAUCUUACAUAAGGGGGUGGGGAGCGAGGGAAAUGAAUAGUAAGUUGCCUGGGUGUCUUCAAAUGAAGUCUCACCCUCAAUGAUUCAUAUAGAACAAUUUUAAAAAUUAGCUAUGAGGUCAAUUGGCAAUGCUUACAAGUCUGUGAAUACCCUAAACUCUACAUGUAGGAAAAUUGUUACAUAGUCUAGAAAAACAUGUAAUUAUUUGUUUAGCAUUUUCUAUAUUAUUUGAAACAGCAACUCUAUGGUUGUACGUGUCCUGAAAAAUAAAAUUGCAAAACUCUGUGUA